GCUGCGUGGUUGCUAGGAGAAGUGAGGCCGCCAAGCCGGGAGCGGAUGCAGAGCGAGGGGCGGCAGCCGGGGGGCCCGGGACGGCGCCAGCUUGGAGGGUUCAUUAAACAUCGUAAAUGAUGUCCAGCAGCCCUCUCCAAGCCACUGUAUUUAAUUCUUCACUGGUGAGAACAAGGUGAAAUGGAACUUCAUGGCAUCUGUAGAGCCUGACCUGUACAGUAGAUGCCGGGAAUGUAAAAAUCAGAAGCUGUUGAUGCCUCCUCAACCCACGGAAGUGAAAAGUAGGAUUCGUGUCUACCAAUCCCCACAGAUUUGGAGCUUGGAGAAAAAGUGUAGCGAUGCCAUACACGCUCUCCAAAAAAAACCAGUAGGAUCUAAUGCAUACCAUCUGUGCUCUGAUUGCAAUAACACUGCACCUUCUACUUCCCCAUCAUCUCCUUUACUCACGGCACACAAUACAAAGUCAUCACGUAAUCUUCCUGAAAAGACGUUUGUUUUCCAGCGACCAGUGAGUGGCCACAAACCAUAUCAGAAGCUCGAAUCUUUGUGUUUGAGGCCAAAGAGUGUUGACCAGAGGCCUUACUCUACUUCUUCUCCAAUCCGAUACCUACAUUCUACACCUGCCAGUUAUUUUAGUAUGACCGGUGCCAUGACCACCUCAUUGAUGGAUCAAUUCCUUUUGCCAAGUGCAACUGGGGAUCAACUGGAAUUAAGUCCAAAGAGACCAUCAAGUGUUGUUCCAAAGCCGCCUUGUGAAUCUACAAGACCAUCUCUGAAUACAAACUCAUUCCUGCGUCCCAGUAGUGCUAAAGUGCCUUUGCAUCCACACCAAGGGAACAAGAAGACAUACACCUGCCCUGUUGGCACUAAUUCUUCUUCCUGGCACAAUGGUGGGACCGGAGAAUUGGGCCAGUUGAAUGGUAAUAUUCAGUGUCUCUCUCACCACUGCACAACAACACUGAAAUUCCCCCAACCUCCUACUUCACCCAAUAUCCUCAAAGGAUCAAGCCGAAUGGAGCCAACUGCCUGGGAGAUACUUGAACAUGGUAGCAAAAUGGACACUUUACCACACAGAAUUCAUCUAACUGAAGCUGUGAAAAAUUUAGUACAAAGCAGAAAUGUAUUAAAAAGCAAUAUUGCACCCCACGUUGAAGCAGCUUCUAAUAUGGCCUUCAGUAAAGACACUGUUCUUGCCAACUGCAAUAAAGUAACCUCUCCCUUAUGCCCAGGAAGCCAAAAAGAAUUCAUUCCUGGUACCUAUGUGUCUGAGGGGGCUUUCGUGAAUGGUAGCUUAAAUAUUGCUAGUGGUGCCACUGACUGUGCCAAGUUACCUGUUGAUGCUAAUGUUUCUAACCCAAAUAUCCACCGUCAAACAGUUAGUGCCCCUGCCUUGAAGAGAGAGAGCCAUCAGCCUGCAAUGCUUCAGAAGUCUCAAGGAGUGAACAUUACCGUGAUGGCCACACAGAUCUCUACCAUCCAUCUGGACAAAACGCAUAGGGUCCCAGAAAUUCCAGUGCAGUCUGAGAGUGUUUUACACAAACUGGAACAACCUUUGCCAAAUUGUGAGCUGCAGGGUGCCGAAGAAGAGCUGCCUGAUGGUUUGGAUGACCGUCAGGAGGAGGAGGAGGAGGAGGAAGAGGAUAUGGAAGAUGAGGAUGGUGAAGAUGGAGACACACCUGAUGGCUCAUUGAUCUACAGCUCUUCGGACCCAUUGCUUUCUGCAGUAUCCAGGCAAUGCCCGGAGAAUGUUCCUGUAAAUGGAGGUUCUGUUGUAAGACCCGCUCUAACCAAUAGCCUCUUCCCCAACAUGCCACAGACCGUAUAUUUUGGCACUCAAGAUGAAACUGUGCAGAGAUUACCAUGGGCACAACGAAAGCUGCUGAAAUGGAGAAUGAGCACAGUGACUCCUAAUGUUGUGAAAAUAGCUGUUACAAGAUCCCACUUCCGAGUUACCAAAAAAAAUCAUGAUUGGCUUGGAUGCUGGGGUCACCAUAUGAAAUCUACAGCUUUUAAGACCAUCCAGGCACAUCAGAAGCUGAACCAUUUUCCAGGGACAUUCCAGAUCGGUCGGAAGGAUCGCCUGUGGCGCAACCUGUCGAAGAUGCAAGCACGUUUCGGGAGAAAAGAGUUCAACUUUUUUCCCCAGUCGUUUGUUCUACCUCAGGAUAUCAAGCUGUUAAAGAAAGCUUGGGAGGAGGGCGGCACGAGGCAAAAAUGGAUAGUGAAACCGCCAGCGUCGGCCAGAGGAAUGGGGAUUCAAGUGAUACACAAAUGGAGCCAACUUCCUAAGAGGAGGCCGCUUUUGGUACAAAGGUAUUUACACAAGCCCUAUCUCAUCAGCGGGAGCAAGUUUGAUCUCCGGAUCUAUGUUUACGUGACUUCUUACGACCCCCUCAGAAUCUAUCUAUUUUCAGAUGGUUUGGUGAGAUUCGCAAGCUGCAAGUAUUCUUCCUCUAUGAAAAGUCUCAGCAAUAAGUUCAUGCACCUUACAAACUACAGUGUCAACAAAAAGAAUGCCGACUACAAGGCCAACUCCGACCAAACUGCCUGCCAGGGGCACAAAUGGGCACUGAAGGCGUUGUGGAGUUACCUCAACCAGCAUGGUUUCAGUAGUGAUAAAAUCUGGGAGAAGAUCAAAGACAUGGUGAUAAAGACAGUUAUUGCUUCGGAGCCAUACGUAAACAGCUUGGUGAAGAUGUACGUGCAGAAGCCAUACAGCUGCCAUGAACUCUUCGGGUUUGAUAUAAUGCUGGAUGAGAACCUCAAGCCGUGGGUUCUAGAAGUCAAUAUAUCUCCCAGCCUUCACUCCAACUCCCAGCUGGACAUGAAUAUCAAGGGCCAAAUGGUUAGAGACCUUUUCAACCUGGCUGGCUUUAUUCUCCCAAGCAAGGAAGACAUGAUGUCUGGAGAUGGAAGCGCAUGCAGCUCUACAAACAGUGUGAACAGCCACGGGAAGGUCCGCUGCUCAGCAGAGGUAGUCGGCACGGAGAAGAUGAAGAGAGCUCAUUAUCUUAGUUCAAAAAUACCAGACAAGGACUUGUAUGCUACUAUUUUAGACCAGCUGACACCUGAAGAUGUUAAAGUCUUGGCAGAAACUGAAGACGAGCUGUCGCGUUGUGGCCAGUUUGAGCGCAUUUUUCCGUCUCCCAUAUCUUCGCGAUACCUGCGCUUUUUUGAACAACCUCGCUACUUUAAUAUUCUCACCAAUCAAUGGGAACAGAAAUAUUAUGCAAAUAGAGAAAUGGGUCGGGAUUUCCUGAGAAGUUUAUGCUUGAGGAGUUACCAUACUGGUUUCAGUGGAGACACUAGAAUGUGGGCAAUGCCAAGAUCACCUGGACACGCUGAGAUUCACCGGAAUGGUUUCAGCAAAGCAGAAGUGAUCAAGCACAGUAAAGUGCCUGUUGCGUCAGAUGAACGUUUGAAAUCUUUCAGUAUUCCGCCUAUCCAUCAGAACCCGGGCAAUCUCCAGCACCCAGACCUCUGCGAGAGUCACCGCUUAUCACAGACGCUCUCCAGUGCUCCAGAGUCCACUUUGGUCAUGUGACAUGCCUCGCUGCCCUCCCUAACUGCAACUGCCCCACUGCACAAAAUCUACCUCAGGGGAUGAUGAAUUUCAAAACUGGGGGAGUAGGGAACCAAACGUGAGGGGUGUAAAGGGUAUCAUUGCUGUAUUGUACUGAAUGACACAAUUUUUAGAGGAGCAGAGAGGACACCACCUAGUGUAAUCCAUUUAUUUUUAUAAUUAAGAAGAAAAAAAAAACUGUUAUACAACCCAAGUGCCUCAGGAGAAGUGAGAAUUUAAAUAAUAGAGCAGAGAGAACUUUAUCAUGUGACAUUGUGCCUCAGAGCAUAACGCAUUUCACUAGUGGAUAAUCAGCGCUGUAACAAAUCUCAGGUCGGCCAUAUUAAAGGAGAUUGAAGGUGUGAUCUGCUUAUUAUCCUUUCUGUGUUUUAUGAAAGGGUCUGUGAGCCCAGCUUAGAGGAAUCUACUGUUUACAAAAUCAUGGUGGGCUCACAGCGACAUUACUGCUGUAAUCAUUGUGUCUUCUAUGGUAUUGUUAGGGUUGAGUUUUUUGCCAAAAUAAUAUAUUACUAAUAAAAAGCACAAACUUGUA
Messenger RNA from Pelobates fuscus (common spadefoot toad), 4115 nucleotides. It is a transcript of the gene TTLL4, whose product is annotated as tubulin tyrosine ligase like 4. Gene Ontology annotation, cellular component: cilium. Gene Ontology annotation, biological process: protein polyglutamylation; microtubule cytoskeleton organization. Lineage: Eukaryota; Metazoa; Chordata; Amphibia; Anura; Pelobatidae. Gene Ontology annotation, molecular function: tubulin-glutamic acid ligase activity; tubulin binding. The record is from RefSeq and is a predicted model, not a curated record. The coding region runs from base 191 to 3544 and encodes 1117 amino acids. The transcript has 19 exons.